Messenger RNA from Eimeria tenella, 2469 nucleotides. Its product is annotated as phospholipase A2 activating protein, putative. The coding region runs from base 1 to 2469 and encodes 822 amino acids. Gene Ontology annotation, molecular function: ubiquitin binding. Lineage: Eukaryota; Apicomplexa; Conoidasida; Eucoccidiorida; Eimeriidae. Gene Ontology annotation, biological process: proteasome-mediated ubiquitin-dependent protein catabolic process; ubiquitin recycling. The record is from RefSeq and is a predicted model, not a curated record. The transcript has 17 exons. Gene Ontology annotation, cellular component: nucleus; cytoplasm.
AUGGACUCCCCUUCCCUGCAUCUGGCCUUUCUAGGCCACGCCCACCGCGCUGCUGUGCGCUGCUGCUGCGUGCUUCCUGACGGUUUACUGCUGACGGGUUCUUUGGACUCCACUGUGGUUGUGUGGCAGCAGCAGGAGGCCCAAGAGCAGCAGCAGCAGCAGCAGCAGCCGAGUGCUCCCUCUCCGCCCAGCAGCAGCAGCAGCAGCAGCAGCAGCUGCGUGGGGUGUAUGUACACCCCACACAAAACCCUGCAGCACCACAAUGACUUCGUGCUUUGUCUCUCUCCUUCACUUUCUCUUUCUCUUCAGUUUUACUCGGGCAGCAAAGACCAAACCCUUUGCAGGGUUCACGCGCAAACGGGAGUGGUGGAGAUGAAGUACCGCGGCCACAAAAGCCCCGUGUGCUCGGUAGCAGAACAUAAUGAAUUGGUGGCUUCUGGAGAUUGGGCGGGAGAGGCGAGGGUUUGGAACAGAGACGAGGGUUUGCUGCUGCACGUGCUGACGCAGCACCAUUCCUUUGCAGUGUGCGUGUGCUGGAUGGGGGCCGCGCUGGUAACUGGGUCUCAGUCGCGUUAUCUUUGCGUUUGGAAUGAAGAGGGAAAAGAAACUCUUUCAGUUGAAGGAGCCCAUGAAGACAUCAUCCGCUGCGUCGCCGCGCUGCCUCCCUCCAGCAGCAGCAGCAGCAGCAGCAACAGUAGCAACAGCAGCAGCAGCAGCAGGCUGGUGAGCGUAUCGAACGACCGCCGCAUCAAGCUGUGGACAACAGAGCUGAAGUGUCUUUUAGAUAAAGAAGACGCCCAUGAGGCUUUUAUUUUCAGCGACGACGGCCUUUGCUGCCUUUGGCAAAUUUCCGAUGCGGCGAAUCCCUCGAUCUCUUUGCUGCAGAAGUUGCAGCAUCCCGCAACUGUCUGGCAGGCUGUGGAGCUGCCCACAGGCGAUGUAGCCACGGCCUGCGAAGACGGGCGGCUGCGAAUAUGGACAGCAGACCAGGAACGGGCGCUGCCUGCCGAUGUCAUCGCCGCAGCGAAUGCGGCGGCUAAAGAUAAGCGUCAAGGCACCAAAGACGGCGAACUGGUGGUCUGUAGGAGGGGCGACGAGGCUGUGGUGCUGAGCUGGCAGCAGCAGCAGCAGCAAUGGGACUUUGUGGGGCAUGCACUGAACCCCCUCACCAACCGGAUGGGGCCCCCUAAGGGGGGCCCCAAGACCUUCUUCCCCGGGGACCAAUUCUUUGAUGAAGGUUCCUACGACUUUGUGUUCAAUGUGGAACUUGGAGAAGACGGCGAGUACAAGAAGCUGCCCUUCAACCGUGGCGACAACCCCUUGGUUUCUGCUGAGAAGUUUGCUGCUCGGGAGGGGUUGCACAAGUCUUAUUUGUCUCAAAUUGUUUCUUUUAUAAAUGCCAACAGUGGGGGCCCUGGGGGCCCCUCUGGAGCCCCAGCAGCGGCAGCUGCUGCUCCCCGGCCAACCGGAGCAGCAGCAGCAGCCCCCAGCACCAGCAACGGCAGCAGCAGCAGCAGCAGCAGCAGGCAGCAGAAACAUAUCCCCGUUCUGCAGUGUGUCUCCUUUUCUAAAGCCAAUGUAGAGGGACUGAAGAAGGGGCUGCUGGAGGCCCAGCAGACACUCAAGCAGCAGGGGCAUCAGGCGCGGCUGUCGGAGCUGGACGAGAGUUACCUUGCUGCUGCGCUCGAGAAGCUGCACAGCAGCAACUAUUUGAAGGAGAACUUCAGGGCAAGCGAGGUGCACGUAAUGAUGCAGCAGCUGGCUCUUUUCCCCGCCAGUAUGCAGCUGCCAGUCUUCGACUUGUGGCGGCUCUUUUGUCUUCAUCCUCAAUACUCUCUAUCUUUCAAAAACUCAACAAACAGCGGCUGGGACUUCGUUUCGCUGGCACUGCAGCGAAUCAAAGAGACAUGUGCUGCAGCAGCAGAGCAGCAGCAGCAGCAGCAUGGUGCAGGCUUAGUCCUUUGCUGCCUGCGCUACCUGGCGAAUCUCUUGAUGUUGCCAACAAACAGAGCAGUCAUGCUGCAGCACGCGCAGCAGGUCCUCGCUGCUCUCAAAGUUGCUGCUGCUUCUCUUUCUCUUUUCCACUCGCGGCCCUGCCGCCAGGCGCUUUGCUGCGUGCUGUUGAACUUUGCUGUUUCCUGCCACUGCUUGGGUUCUUCUUCGCUCUCUCAAGAUCACAAGGCCCAGCUGUGCCAGUUAAUAAUGGAGGUCAUGCAAACGGAGACAGAUCCGCCGCUUUUCUAUCAUCUUGUUGUAGCUGCUGGGACCCUCCUUAGCGACACCCAGACGCGGCAGCAGCUGCGGCCGCUGCUGCAGCAGCUGCAGCAGCUGCUGCCGCCACUCAACGAGCGCGUACACCCUGAUGUCCCCCUCGGAGAGGCAGCGCAGGAGGUCCUCAACCUCGCUGGUUUCGGGUGUAUGUACACCACAGUGGGCAUGGCUCUGCAAAGGCACUCUGGCGCAGACUAA